AUGGCAUUUCGUCAAGCUCCAAUUGGUUUGAGAUACCUUUCAACUCCAGCAGACCCAAAACAAAAAGCUCAAUCCAUUGUUGACGCAUUACCAGGUACCAAUUUGUUGUCAAAAACUGGUAUUUUAGCCACUUCUGCAGCUGCAGCUAUCUAUGGAUUGUCUAAUGGUUUGAUUAUCAUACACGAUGAAUCUAUCUUGGUAUUGACAUUCACAAUCUUUUCAGCCAUGGUUGUUAAAUUUAUUGCCCCAUUGUACACUGAAUGGGCUGACGGAGAAAUCAAAAAGGUCAACGACUUGUUAAAUGGAGCCAGAAACAAACAUAUCCAAGCCGUUGAAAACAGAAUUCAAUCUGUUGGUGAAUUGAAAGACGUUGUUUCACAAACCAAAGAUUUGUUCAACUUGUCUAAGGAAACAGCCAAAUAUGAAGCCGAGUCAUUUGUAUUGAAACAAAAAUUGGAAGUAGCAUCAGAAGCUAGAAACGUAUUGGAUUCAUGGGUUAGAUUCGAACAACAACAAAGGCAAAUUGAACAAGAACAAUUGGCCAACUCGGUCAUCGAAAAAGUCAAUAAGGAAAUUGAAAAUCCAAAGUUCCAAGAAAAGGUUUUGGCGGAGGCUGUUGCUGAUGUUGAAAAAUUGUUCAACAAAUCUAAAUAG
Molecule: messenger RNA, 654 nt
Organism: Lodderomyces parapsilosis
Lineage: Eukaryota; Fungi; Ascomycota; Pichiomycetes; Serinales; Debaryomycetaceae
Gene: ATP4
Product: F1F0 ATP synthase subunit 4
Exons: 2
Coding region: 1-654 (217 amino acids)
Biological process (GO): proton motive force-driven ATP synthesis
Molecular function (GO): proton transmembrane transporter activity
Source: RefSeq, a predicted model, not a curated record